UUCCUUCCCCAACCCAUUCUGAAAGCCUCCCGGCAACCACCCCUUUAUAAACCACACACACACGCAAAGCAAAGCACAUCUCGUCUCCACCCACAGAAAUCCAUCCUCAUCUUCUUCCUCCUCCUCCUUUCUCUCUAGCCACGAACCUUUCUUUCUCAAAGGCAAAGAGCACCGACCGGGGUUUCAUUUCUCAAACUCUCUUGGAUCAAUGGAGCUCGACUGCGCCACCGAGCUGCGCCUCGGCCCUCCUGGAACCAGCAGCACCAGCGCCGGUGAUCACCAGACCGCGGCGCCCAAGAGGCCGUCGGCGAAGCGCACGCUCGACGACACGCGGAGCGAGGCCUCGGGGACCGGGUCGGCCGCCGCCGCCGCCGGGGACGAAGACCAGGACACCACCACAGCUGCCAAGGCGCAAGUGGUUGGGUGGCCGCCGGUGAGGGCAAGCAGGAGGAACACCGCCCAGGCAGCGGCCAAGAAGGCUGAGCAGUUGUUUGUGAAGGUUAGCAUGGACGGGGCACCGUACCUCAGGAAGGUGGACCUGAGGAUGUGCAAGGGGUACAGGGAGCUCAGGGAGGCACUGGAUGUGCUCUUCUUCACCAAGUCCUCCUCCGCCGCCGCCGCCGACCAGCUCGCCGUCGCCUACGAGGACAAGGACGGCGACCUCAUGCUAGUCGGAGACGUGCCAUGGGAUAUGUUCAUCUCUUCCUGCAAGAAGCUGAGGAUAAUGAAGGGGUCUGAAGCCAGAUGAUGAUUUGGUGAGGGAAAGCUAGCACAGGCUCUGUCUGCGACACCAUGACACGUGGGGAAUGGAUCAAUGAUCUGCAAGAACCAUGGCUGUACAGAGAGGUUGAGCAGAGCAGUGCCUGUUGCUGCUGCCUGCAUCCAAGAGGGAGAAAGAUGGUGUAUGGAAGUUGUAUAUAGUUCCCCAUCUCUUUUCUUUUUCAGUUUGAGUUUUUGUAUGGGCGAAUGCUGAGAAAAGAAACAAGAAAAAAGGAUUUGACUUACCUGAAGA
Molecule: messenger RNA, 1012 nt
Organism: Brachypodium distachyon (stiff brome)
Lineage: Eukaryota; Viridiplantae; Streptophyta; Magnoliopsida; Poales; Poaceae
Product: auxin-responsive protein IAA24
Exons: 3
Coding region: 209-748 (179 amino acids)
Biological process (GO): regulation of DNA-templated transcription
Cellular component (GO): nucleus
Molecular function (GO): protein binding
Source: RefSeq, a predicted model, not a curated record